Molecule: messenger RNA, 993 nt
Organism: Cryphonectria parasitica EP155
Lineage: Eukaryota; Fungi; Ascomycota; Sordariomycetes; Diaporthales; Cryphonectriaceae
Product: Brix-domain-containing protein
Exons: 3
Coding region: 1-993 (330 amino acids)
Biological process (GO): maturation of LSU-rRNA from tricistronic rRNA transcript (SSU-rRNA, 5.8S rRNA, LSU-rRNA); ribosomal large subunit assembly
Cellular component (GO): nucleolus
Molecular function (GO): rRNA binding
Source: RefSeq, a predicted model, not a curated record
AUGUUGCGACAGAUAAAACCACGGAAUGCCCGCUCCAAGCGGGCCCUCGAGAAGCGCGCCCCCAGGGCUGUCGAGAAUCCCAAGACAGUCCUCUUUCUUCGUGGAACAACGUGCUCCCAGGUCGUCCAGGACGCCCUCAACGACCUGCACCAGCUGCGCCAGCCCCUCGCCAAGAAAUUCACAAAGAAGAACGCCAUCCACCCGUUCGAGGACGCCUCGAGCCUCGAGUUCUUCGCCGAGAAGAACGACGCCUCCUUCCUCGUCUUUGGCAGCAGCAGCAAGAAGCGCCCGCACUGCCUGACCCUCGUCCGCACCUUUGGCUACAAGGUCCUCGACAUGCUCGAGCUGUACCUCGACGGCGAGUCUUUCCGCCGCCUCGACCAGUUCCGCGGCAAGAAGCCCGCCAUCGGCCUGCGCCCCAUGCUGGUCUUCGCCGGCUCCGCCUUCGAGAGCACCGUCGCUAACGAGUACACCAUGGCAAAGAGCAUGCUGACCGACUUCUUUGCCGGCGAGCGCACUGCGGACAAGAUCGAUGUCGAGGGCUUGCAGUACGUCAUCGCCGUGACGGCGGAGGAGGACGGCAGCAGCAGCAGCAGCGCCACCGGGCUGGGCGACGGCACCAAGCCCGCGAUACACCUGCGCGCUUAUCUGAUUCGUACCAAGAGAAGCGGGCAGCGCCUGCCGAGAGUGGAGGUUGAGGAGAUGGGUCCCAGGAUGGACUUCCGUGUAGGUCGUAUACAAGAGCCUGAGGAGGCCAUGCUGAAGGAGGCCCUGAAGAAGGCCAAGACCACCGAGGAGAGGACCAAGAAGAACGUCUCCAUGGAUGUCAUGGGCGACAAGAUUGGCCGCAUCCAUCUGGGCAAGCAAGACCUGGGCAACCUACAGACGCGGAAGAUGAAGGGGUUGAAGAGAAGCCGGGACCAGGAGCAGGACGAAGGCGACGACGACGACGAGGUCAUGAGUGACGAUGAGAGCAGGAAGCGUAGGAAAUAG